Molecule: messenger RNA, 1836 nt
Organism: Fulvia fulva
Lineage: Eukaryota; Fungi; Ascomycota; Dothideomycetes; Mycosphaerellales; Mycosphaerellaceae
Product: putative glucan endo-1,3-beta-glucosidase btgC
Exons: 2
Coding region: 1-1836 (611 amino acids)
Biological process (GO): cell wall organization; carbohydrate metabolic process
Cellular component (GO): extracellular region; fungal-type cell wall; cell surface
Molecular function (GO): 1,3-beta-glucanosyltransferase activity; glucan endo-1,3-beta-D-glucosidase activity
Source: RefSeq, a predicted model, not a curated record
AUGUCGGCUCGACAGCAUGCUAUCCCUUCUGGCCACGUUCACGCAUCUGGCGCAACUCCGCCACCUCAACAUGCUCGACAGCCUAGCUACUCCUCAGGACCUUACUCGGAUCGCGACACAUCGCCAGUGAGAGAUCAACAGGCUCUUCGAGAUGUCGACAGUCUAUACAACGCGAGGGCUGCUCCUUCGCCCGAUCCAUAUCGUGCUCCAUCGCCAUAUGAACCCAGUCUCAUCUAUCCUUCGCAACAAUCCCUGACCCCACUUGCACCAACAUCGUCACACUCGCCGCCGCGCUCACCCGAACGGUCUGCUCAGCGGAACGCUCCAGCUUGGGGAGUGGGCGUCGGUGCAGGUGCUGGUGCAGCGAAUGCGGCAUAUGGAGCGCGCAUGCCUGGCGCCUCUGAAUCAUACUACCACAAUGACGGAUAUGACGAGUUUGAUUUGAACAACAUCGCUGAUGACCCAGAUGAUGUUAUGGAUGCGCCGCGAUCGCGGCAAAGUCAUAUGGGGCCGACAGCAUAUGGUGGUGCAGGAGCUGGCGCUGGCGCUGGCAUCGGAGCUGGCAUGACGAGGGCAUUGGGCGGACAGAAUCCCAGCGGAAAUUACGGUCCUGUUGGAGGCGACGCAGAAAAGUCAGCGUUUGUGGCAGAUGCGGCAAAAAGCAAGAAGAGGAAGAGGUGGCUGAUCGGCUUCGUCAUCGCUGCUAUCAUUAUUGUUGGUGCCAUUGUUGGAGGUGUGGUUGGUGGAUUACUAUCAAGGAACGGCGGCAGCAGUUCCUCUGGCGGCUCGACUGGAUCUGGGGGCUCGCGGACUGGCGGCCUGUACGACAUCAACUCGAAGGAGGUCCAGAAGGUGCUCAACGACGAUCGUUUACACAAAGUCUUUCCAGCCAUGGAUUACACGCCCAAUUACGCUCAGUAUCCCCAAUGCUUGUCCAAGGGCGGCGGACCUCUACAGAACAACGUCACCAUCGAUGUUGCAAUCAUGUCGCAGCUAACACCAGCCGUCCGGCUCUACGGAACCGAUUGUAACCAGACCGAGCUCGUCUUGGAAGCCAUUGAUCGCCUGGAGAUGCAUGAUACAAUGAAGGUCUGGUUGGGCGUGUAUCUCGAUGCCAAUCAGACGACGAACGCUCGGCAGAUCCAGCAUAUGUACGAUCUUCUUGACAAGUACGAUCACGAUCGCUUUGUUGGUGUCAUUGUAGGGAAUGAAGUACUCUUCGCCGAGUCGAUCACUGCACAGCAGCUCGGCGUCCAGCUGGAUGGCAUCAGGAGUAAUUUCUCAUCCAAAGGCAUCAACCUCCCAGUCUCGACAGCAGAUUUGGGUGACAAUUGGGACGCUGCGUUGGCCCAGGCAUCGGAUAUCAUAAUGGCCAACAUCCACCCGUUCUUCGCCGGUACUGUGGCGGAAGAUGCUGCUGGCUGGGCAUGGUCUUUCUGGCAGAACAAAGACAUGCCACUAACCACCUCGAAGACUGGCACCAUCGGCAGUCUGACUUACCCGAAGCAAAUCAUCUCCGAGAUUGGUUGGCCCACUGAGGGAGGCAAUGACUGUGGUGAUGCCAACGACCCUGCGUACGGCUGUACGAGCAACACCGAUGGCGCAGUGGCUAGCCUCGAUAACCUCAACACCUUCAUAGGUGACUGGGUGUGUGGCGCGCUGAACAACGGAACAACAUUCUUCUGGUUCGAGGCUUUUGAUGAACCAUGGAAACAUCAGUUCGACACGGCACACAACAAGUGGGAACCGUACUGGGGACUAUUCGACGUCGACCGCAAUCUCAAGGAUGGCGUCAAGAUCCCCGACUGCGGCAAGACCGUGGACAAGCCAUACUAG